This is a messenger RNA of Sphaeroforma arctica JP610, 3136 nucleotides long. RefSeq lists its product as hypothetical. Gene Ontology annotation, biological process: glycogen catabolic process. The record is from RefSeq and is a predicted model, not a curated record. The annotation marks the transcript as partial. Gene Ontology annotation, molecular function: 4-alpha-glucanotransferase activity; amylo-alpha-1,6-glucosidase activity. NCBI's taxonomy places the organism in Eukaryota, Ichthyosporea, Ichthyophonida. The transcript is spliced from 19 exons.
AGGACACUCUGGCGAACGCCGCUAUCACAGCGAUGUCUGCGUGCGCUAUUGGAUCCAAUCGAGGUUAUGAUGAGCUUGUGCCACAUUACAUUGACGUAGUCAACGAAGCACGCUUGUACUCGUCAUGGGCUGAUUCUGCUGAUGCUGAGGACAACUCUGUGGUGAAUGACCAUACUGGCCUGAUGGAGGCGAGACGUGCCAUCAACAAACUGCAUGUGGAGAUGGGCCAGGACAACUUCUGUGAGAUCUACGUCGAUCAGGUCACCCCCGAGGUACUUGUGAUUACCCGUCACAACCCAGAGACGCGCGAGAGUGUGCUGCUGAUUGCAAACUCGGGAUUCAACAAGCACUAUAAGAACAGUGGCUACAUCCCCCCGGUGACGGUUGUGGGCAAGGUCACCUCCAUUGCACUAGAGGCUUCGAUGAGUGUCAUGGCACGAAGGGAGAGCAUGCACAUCGACAAGACCAACACCGACAGAGCCGUGCAACGAUUCAAAAAGGAUGACAAGUUCAUCAAUGGUAUCAAGGAUGUCAAUGUGUACACUGCACAAGACGUGUCUUGGGACGAUUCAAAGUUCUGCACGCUAGAGAACACCCACGAAGGUCAGACCGUCCACAUCAACGCCAGCGAGUUCCGCAGUGGAUCUGUGCUGAUUAUUCGCACAGCCGUGCACGACAAGGCGCAAAAAGCUUUGAAGGAACUGGUCGGCUACAAACAGUCUUCGAAGAGUGAGCUGCACAACGCCCUGGCGAAGCUCGAUCUCAUGCAGCUGAACUAUCUCAUCUAUCGAUGCAAUGCCGAGGAGUGGGACGAGGAAAGCGAUGGCGCAUACGACCUACCGGGACACGGGCCUUUGAUCUACGCCGGUCUUCAGGGUGUGCAGACAGUUGUUGAAGAAGUAUGCAAGGAUAACGGGGGUCUUGGUUCCGCACUCGCCAACAAUUUGCGUGGCGGUGAUUGGAUGAUUGACUGGGCUGUGGGACGGCUUUCGAAGAAGUCAUACGGCAGAGAGGUUACGCAGUGGAUGAAUGGCCGGUUUGAUGCGAUCAAACAGCUGCCAAGGUUCCUAAUCCCCGCAUAUUUCUGCGACGUGUGGACCUUCUUGUACGAGUCCGCUUGCAAUGAGAGCAUCAAGCGUAUGAGCCCCUUUGUCCGCGAUGGGGAUUCGCUGGUCCACAAAUUGGCGAUGACAUCGAUCCAACUGAUGGCCAACCUGAGGUCUGCACCCACCCGUGACGCAUCCCUGCCACCCCCCCAGCCCGCUAUCCAGCCCGGGGCCGAUGGAGUCGAGGAUCUGAGCGCUUCCAUGGCCGCUGGGCUACCCCAUUUCUCGCAUGGCAUGAUGCGUGCGUGGGGACGUGACACGUUCAUUGCACUGCGUGGGCUACUGCUGGUCACGGGACGACACGCAGACGCCGCGAAGCUGAUCAUUGGAUUCUCCGGAACGGCCAGGCACGGUCUUAUCCCCAAUCUGUUGGAUGCCUCACGAAACUCGAGAUUCAACUGCAGAGAUGCCGUAUGGUUCUGGUUGCAGGCGAUCCAAGACUACUGUGAUAUCGUCCCUGAUGGUCAGGCUAUACUGGACAUGCCUGUGGCACGCCUGUACCCCACUGACAAUUGGGAUGACUACUCGCCUGGACCCAUGGCCAAGUACACCUACAAACAUGAUGCCGUGAUCAUGCCCCUCCGGGAGGUGAUGUUGGAGUGUCUGCAGAAGCACGUAGAUGGCAUUGACUUCAGAGAAUGGGGUGCAGGAGACGCUCUUGAUCGCAACAUGAAGCCCGAAGGCUUCAAUGUGAAGGCGUACGUCAACCACGACACCGGCAUCGUAUACGGUGGCAGUGAGUACAACUGUGGCACGUGGAUGGACAAGAUGGGCGAGUCACGCACCGCCAACUCUACUGGUCACCCAGGAACUGCUCGAGACGGUGCGGAUGUGGAGAUUGUGGGACUGUGCAAGUCGACACUGCGAUGGCUCUCUGGGCUACACAAAAAGGGGCUAUUUGUUGCAGGUGUGAAUCAGUUCUCAUUCGAAGAGUGGAACAACCGACUCCAAAACUCAUUCGAGAAGCACUUUUUCAUCCCCCAAGACGCGGCAGAGGAUUCGCAGUACAAUGUGGACCCUUCUAUUGUCAACCGCCGCGGCGUGUAUAAGGACACUGACGGGUCUACCCAGAAGUACACAGAUUAUCAGUUGCGGCCCAAUGUCUGUAUAGCGUUGGCAGUUGCACCGGAGAUGUUCAAGCCCGAACACGCACAGCAGUGCAUAGAGGUGGUCGAACAAGUGCUGCUGGGACCUUUGGGAAUGGCUACGCUGGACCCAUCGGACUGGAACUAUCGGGGCGACUAUGAUAACGCCAAUGAUUCAGCCGACUUCCACAUUGCGAAGGGUUUGAACUAUCAUCAGGGUCCCGAAUGGGUAUGGCCGGUGGGCUACUUCCUGAGGGCCAAGCUUAAUUUCCAGACUUUCGACGCGAAUCAGAAGAGGCUAUGUUACGCUAGGAUUGGCGGAAUAACUGUCAACCACCACAAGCACAUCACUGACAGUGUGUGGCGGGGUCUGCACGAGCUAACCAACAGUAAUGGACAGAACUGCAACGACAGCAGUCCCACACAGGCAUGGAGCACGUCGUGUCUGUUGGAUGCCUUCUGGGAUGCUGAGCAAGGUCUCAGUCAUAUUCAGAACACCAGAUAGAGCUCACCGGACACGGAAGGGGCUUGUUUGAUGAAUCUCAGAGGUGUCUUGUCCACAUUCAUAUACAUGUCAGUAAUUAACGAACGGCAUAUCGAGUGCAGACCAUCAUAUAAUUCUUUACUAAAGUAGUAUCAAUAAAGCUCUAGAUAUUAUUUUAACUACGAGCUAUUGUAUAUUCAAUUUGUGAAGCAUAUCCAGUUUAUGUGAAUAAAUCCGCAAAGAGACCCUUUUCCAGCACCGGAGUUGUCUCCCAACUAAAAACGUGGGUGCUCGUAAUCGUUGCUGGACAUAUACGCAUUUGCUUGUAGUACACAUGCACGGAUAGCUUAACAGAGUAUCGAUGGAGGUACAAUAAGAUACUCUUUGGAGGUGUGUCUCGCAACAUCAAUGACUUUUCAAUAUAUUAUAUAAUAAAAUAUGUUGUACAAUUUCACUAUCGA